Ectocarpus sp. CCAP 1310/34 is the source of this 1519-nucleotide messenger RNA. Lineage: Eukaryota; Phaeophyceae; Ectocarpales; Ectocarpaceae. The record is from the annotation of a GenBank genome assembly.
UGUGAGUGGAAUCACCUUGCCUUGGAUAGUGAGGUGCGGAGUGCUCUCUUCGACGACGCAGCGCAAUCCCUUUUUCAGGAGGGAGGUGGGCGAAAAAAUGUUGCGACCAAGUCCCGGAACGAUGAGUCCCUGAAUCCGCACGCGCAAUUGCUGUCCUCGAUUGUCCUUGACGGUGCAGUGUAGGAUGCCCGUGGCCGUGCCUUUGAGUUGUCUUUCUCCGGCCACGUCCACGAUCUUUGGAGAGUUUCGCUGGGUGUAAUCGUGGAGGUUUCCGUCGGGGAUGAGGCGAUUGUCAAACAUGGUCUCCGAUGCUCCCGUGUCUACCAGCAGGCCUACCCCGGUGGAGCUCGCGGCGAAGUUGCGUCCUGAGAUGCGGGAACACGUGCCGAACAUGAAGCCGCUGUCAAAGGCGUCCUCGUCCCGGGUGAAGUCGACAACUGCCACUUCAUUGUUUGAGUCGUGCUUGUUGGACGCCGACGAGCAGUGAGUGCAGUUGGAGCACGCGGUGAAUGCUUUACUUGAGUCCUUGGUGUCUUCCGGGCGCUUUCCUCCUUGCUGGUAGCAUUCCUCGUCCGAGUGAGACGUGGUGUUGUGCUUGGAGCACCACUUGGUAGCUCCGGCGGGCUUCGUUUUCUUCUUCGCCCUGUUCUUGAUCUUGGGGCAGUUCCUCCUGAUGUGCCCCGGCUCGUAGCAGCUGUGGCAGAUGAUGUCAGACGCGGUCGUUGCCAUGGCAAAUCCUCGACCAGCUAUGCGUCCCUUCCAUCCCUUGCGCGAUUGUUCGUCCAAGAAGAUGUUGCGCAUGGUGGAUUGCAUGUCCAGGACGUUGAAGGUUGGGUCUCUGAACACCAUCAGUUUGACGUCCUUGUAUUCGUCGGAGAAGCCCUGUACGCAGAUGUCCUUGAAGCGGCGGUCGGAGAUGGGUUCUCCCAUCUUAUCCAGCUGGGUGCGAAGUAGGUGCUUCUGGUUGAAGUAGUCGUCGGGAUUUUCACCAGGGUUCAUGGGGUUGUUCUCCAGCUCCUCCAUCUUGGCCCUGAUGACCUCGUCCGUUACCCUGUCAUAGUUGUUGCAGAGCUCCUCGAAGGCAGCUUGUCCGUCGCCGCUGAUGCCCGUGUCGUCUUCGUGCUUCUGUAUCGACAAGGCGGCUGGAAGUUCCACUAGGAGGAAAAGAAUGGCGUAGAGAUCUUCGUUUGCCCUUGUGUAGGAGUCGAAGGCCGCUGUGUCUGCGGGAUCUGGCUUCCUUUGUUUCUUCAGCAGUGGCAGGAUGUCCUUCCUGGUCACACCUAACACCACGCAGAAUUUCUUCAUCCAUGUCUUGAACUCAGCUGGGUCCUUUCCGUCGAAUUUCUUGAGGCCUUUGAUCACGGUUGCCAGGUUCGUAGAACUAUCGCUGGCGAACGCGCUUCCACCUCCUGUGUUGCUCGUUGCAGUAUCCAUUGCUCGUUCCAGCUUUAUUUUCUUCGUCUUGAUAAAAGUACUUCCUGCUGUAGGAGUAAGUUUGCUCGUGGUACUACUGCCUGUA